This is a messenger RNA of Oppia nitens, 7161 nucleotides long. It is a transcript of the gene hob, whose product is annotated as protein hobbit-like. The coding region runs from base 384 to 7109 and encodes 2241 amino acids. The transcript has 8 exons. NCBI's taxonomy places the organism in Eukaryota, Metazoa, Arthropoda, Arachnida, Sarcoptiformes, Oppiidae. The record is from RefSeq and is a predicted model, not a curated record.
CUCAAGACAUUAGCUGUCAAUCAAUGGGUUUAACAGUAAAAGUCAAAAGUGUUUUGACAUUCAUUACAUUCAUUACAUUCAUAGCAUUGACUGCAGUGUUGUUGUGUUGAGUGUGAGUCAAGUCAUGUGACUGAAUGUCAUCUGUGGUCAGCUGUUUGUAGACUCAUAACUAACUCAUCACUUAAUGUAUAGACAAUUAUCUGUUGAAUUGAUCCAAUAAUUUGAGUACAUUUCUGGUUACUUAACAUAUCAGAUAUGUGUCAGUCAUGUUAUGAACUAUUUAUCACUUAAUUGGUGACAAUUGUCUCCAAAAACUAUGACUCAACACAACUGUGCCAUUGAUGUGACGUUUCAGUGAUUAUAAUAGGAUUUGUGUGGUGUUUAUGAAGACAAUGAUAUUAUCGGUGGACAUGAAUGUCAUGUAUUUGUGUACUGUUUUGGCACUUGUAGUGCCUAUUAUUAUAUUGUGUCUCAUCAGGACUAUCUUAUGGCUUAUCUCAUGGUAUUUGUAUCGCAAGUAUUCAAUAAAACUUCGGGUGAAUCGCAUCGGCUUUCUGUCCAUCAAUCAGAUUGUUAUCACAUUAGCCGAUAUUGCCGUCAAUAUUGAGAUUGAAUGUAUUGGAUUGUCGACAAAACUAGUGAAUCAAAAAUAUGCAUCUCUUGUUGUUAUCAAACUUUCAGACAUUAGACUUGAAGGCGAUUUAAUUUCAGCCUUUAAAUCAAUUAAGUCAUAUGAAAGUCAAUUACAAUCUGAAAAUGUCAUUAAAAAUGACGACAAGAAAGUGCCUCAAAAAGUCGUCUCAUUUUUAAAUCUUUUGCGACGACUAUCGCGACUAAGAUUUAUAUCGAUAUCAUUACACAAUACAAGUCUUAUGCAAUUAGGUCUCAUCAAUGAAAACACUAAUAAUGAGUGUUUGUUUCAUUCAAACAUUCAAAUGAUUAAAAUUUAUAUGACAAAUGUCCACAAAAAUAAGUUAACUUUAAUGACUAAUUUUGAGGGAAUUUCUUUGAAACUAUUGAAACAUAUGAAUAAAGACAACUGUGAAACAUGUUUAGCACAGGUAUCACUUGUAAUGUUAGGUAGUCUACGGGUCGAAGAUAACAAUCAGAUCUCAACUGAUGUCGCACUUCUUAAUCCAGAAAUUAUUUUAUACGAUAUUUUACCAAUUAUUAAGUCAUUCAAAAUGGCAAACAUUAGUCGCGCAAACCCACCAAAUAGUGAAGGAUUUAUCACUAAAAUAUUAAAUAAUAAUUUAAAACAAAAAAUGCAUAAAUUAUUGAAACAGGCAACUGUCAGAUUAGAUAAUAGUUUAUUGAAAUUGGUGAGAGAGUCCGGUCAAAAGGCACUGACCAUUCAUAUAAAGACCAUUGAAGCCGAUCUCACAAAAACCAGUUGCUCUGAGCUCGAGACCCGACUUAUAGUUAGUGAUAUGAAAGUAAAGGACACCAAUGCUAUGGUGUCGACCAUUAAUAGAGUCAAUUUAAUCGCCAAAAUUGAAAGAGAAAAAUCAAUUCAACAAAGACAUCAAUUGUUUGUCGUCUCUGAACUGUCGUCGUGUCAUAUCAUAUAUAACGACGAAGAGAUUCGUUAUUGGAUUGAUUUGAUUAAUAAAACAUACGAAGCAAACAAUGAUAUUAUCAAUAGUGAAGACAAACAAAGCACUCAAUUGAAUAAUUCAUUUCUUAAAGAUUUACCAAAAUUUAGUGCCUCUUUAGACAUCAAUGAUUUAGAGUUUUCAGUUAAUCCCAAUCCCAUAAAUCAUUCAAUGGUUACAUACGGAUUAAGUCACGCAAAGAUUGGUUAUGUUCUCAAUUCUGAUCCAUUAUUCCGGGAAAUGAGUUUUGAACUUUUAUUGGAGACAUUUUGGUGUUGGAAUGGCAAUAGAGAUCUUAGGCCUUCAAAUCCUAAUUCUCUUAAGAGAUAUCAUCAAAAACACGUACCACUCUUUACAUCGAUGCUCUUCUUAAAGUGCCGUCAUAUGAAUCUUUCAGAAUUUCGAGUACACUGUGUUAUGGAUGGCAUCCAAAUAAGUUUGGAUCACUUUAUUAGACUUCUUAAUCAAUAUGAUCUGAAAUCAUACUCGAGAUCUAAAUCUUCAAUUAAUUCAAACCUAUUGUCAAGUUCUAUACAAAUUAACUUAUCUUCAGUUAAUUUAUUCACAUCUGAUUUGAUGUUACGAAUAGAUUCGGCUGCCACUGACUCAAACUCAUCCAAACUGACCACUAGUAUCAAUGGUCUCGCAUUAAGUACAAUGUAUAAGCCUUCGGCAACACUGUCGUGUUUGCGUGCGGCAGAACUGACCGAACAGAGCAGUAUAAAUGACCGCAUUGUCUACUUAUCGGUAUUUCGGUUAAACUUGAAUUACGACACACACGAGAAUACCAUUACAUUGACUGAAGAGGUGUUCAUCCAAUGGAAUUCAUCGUUUCAUUUGACUUUAAUUGAAUUAUACGACGAGUUCUUAUCGAGAUUCAUGCAAAAGACAAACAAUACGGUCGAGUCUUUAUCAUCGGUGUCCGUAACCGUCAAACUCGACGGCAAAAUCAGAAUCGGUGCUCUUCUGUCUAAUUCUGGAAAUACAAUUGCUUUAGAAACUGAAUUUUUAUCCCUUUCCAUACAUUCAAACAAAAUUAGCUCAAAAUGUGAUUUUCUAUUCGUCUAUUUCGACAAAAACUUGAUAAUGACUUUAGAGAAUAUUUGUAUCAAUCAAUUCUCUGAAUCUGAUUCUCAAUCUAUUUUAAACCGAAAGAAAUAUUUGAAUCCAAGUUUAGAGACCAAACGAAAUAAAGUGAUAUCGAUUUGUAUCGAGAAUAUUGUCAUAUCUUUUCCAUAUCUCUAUAAUUUUGCCGAAACUUUUAACGAAAAGUUAAUAACUAUUGUAAAAUGGUUGCGACAAAUACAUAGAAGUGAUUUCGAUUUAGAAAAUCAAUCACAAAAGACAACACUAUUUCCUGAUAUUUUGCUUAAAGUCCAAAACGCUUCUAUGGAAGUGGCAGACGAUCCAUUUGAAGUCCAAUUAAGUGAUAAUUAUGAACUAUUAGAAGAUGAAUAUAAAGAGUCACUUAAAAGAUGGCAAAUGCUUUCUGAAAAAAUUGAAGAGAGAAGGCGUAAAAAUAUAUUACUUCCGGCGUCGAAGUUAGAAGAAUUGCAUAAUUUGUUUGCCAAACAAAAUGCCGACACUUAUAUUGAACGUUCAAAACGUCUGUAUGAUUCGUCACCAAUGAGGACACGACUGUUUACUGUGCGAAUCGAGGGACUUGAGUUGGAAGUGGUUGCAGAUUCCAGUUAUAAUACUUAUGAACAAAAAGUAUCGAUUUUGAAGCGCAUCGAUAACGAGAGUUUAUUUCCUGAAGAUCUCCGUUUUAGCACAAUUUGGUGCCGAAGAGUAUCAGCUAAUAUAAAUACAGGUGUUGUCUCAUUGAGAGACUUUCCUCAGCCAAUGACUGAUGUAAGAGAUCUUAGUUUACAUGGGAUUGUAUUGGGUGCGGAACAGGAGGCUAGUAGUAGAGCAAAGAGAACUUGUUAUAUAGACAUUGGAUCUAAUUUUGAACCAAUUAGUAUCGAGCGCUCGAUGACUACUCUAAAGCUUUAUCACGACGUGACUUUUGAUGCGACCAACUUUGCCUACACUCACGGUGCCUGUUGGGAACCCGUACUACAACAGGUGGGCUUAUCAUUUGAGUACAUAUUCAGGCCCUCACUGGACCCGAGUCCGACCCUUUCGUGGUGGGAUAAAAUGCGUUUCAUAUUUCACGGACCACUAGUCAUUAAUGCCGAACAACUUUCCAUUUUAUUUCACGCAUCACUUGAUCCCUAUAAUACUACAGAACUGAUUGAAAUAGGACUCUAUAAAAGCAAUAAUGAGUGGUUGAAUGGAAAGAUACUAAUAAAAGGCAAUUUAGAUCUAUUGGCUCACACGGCCUCUAAAUAUGAUGAGUUACGGAUCGUUCACUUACCUAAUGUUAAUAUAUAUAUAAAUCUUGAUUGGGUUUGUUUUGGACAUAAGAACGAUCAUCACUCAGUCAUGCCGUGUGCAGCCGAUAAAGUACCAGAAUAUUCAAGCAAUCAAAUGCAUGACUCUUAUCGAUCAUUUAGAUCACAUAAUCUCAAUAUAUCUGCUUCUCUAGAAACAAGAGCUGUCACCGAUCAGAACGAAUAUCCGAAAGUUUUAAUUUAUAAUUCAACCCUUCGAUGGUUGGAAAACAAGAUGUUUAUGAUUGCAGGUAUUCCACGAUUGACACGAAGAGGUAAACUCUUUAACAAUACAAAGCCACGAAAAGUACCCUUUGGGCGCAUAUUUAAGUCAAUUCGAGUCACUGUCUAUUUGCAUAAGUUUCAGAUCUCCUAUUGGUCUUCGUUUAAUAAACAAAGAGGUUUUGAAAUAAUCAGUUCUAAUCUAACCCAUAGUGCAGAACACUUGCAGUCAUUUAUUCCCAUCAAUGAUAAUCUUAAACAUCGCACAAAACCAGUUUGGGAUAUGCUUUAUAUGAAUUCCGAAUUAUCCGACGUUGAGAUUUGGCUCUAUAAGGGGUUGGGAGGCGACACCACAAUAACUAACUCCGAGUGGUGUGGAGAACGACAAUAUUUUUUAAGUGUUAAGAAAGUAUCGUAUAAUAGAGAGACUAAAUCUCCAUCAAAUGUAAGAGAAAUUGAUUCAGAAGCGCCUACACAUAGACUGGUUGUUCAUGACUUACGAGGCGCGUGGACUAAGGAUAACCGGGACGUGGCGUUCGGACUCUUUGAUUCAUAUAUGAAGGGACAACAACUUAAGCGAAACUUAUCGACCGAUGCUUUACGCGCUUUCAAAGUAGACGGACAAUCGGGUUCUCCAAAAAAACGUGGUUUCCAUCAAACAAGUACAACAAGUCCUGCUUCGACUAUAUCUAAAGGACACGCCGCACAUAUGCUACAGAAACUGAUUGCUGAAGCAGAAACUGCAUCCAGUACUGUAUAUACUGAAGACAUUGAAAAUGCUGUCACAACAGAGAGUUCACAAUUACAUGGUGUGGAGGCCUGUCAGACAAAAGAUGUUCUUCAACACAAUUGGCUCAUUGAGCUCAUCAACUCUCAAGUAGUUCUGCGCGGCUGUGAAACUGAUGGCUAUGUCAUUGUUAGUGCAGCCAAAGCACAAAUACUGCAACGUAUUCAUCGACCCGUUUGGAAAAACCGAACCCUCUAUUCCAAGACGACUUGGCAGGGAUUACUUGAAUGUAUGCAAUAUUAUGCAACUGUUGACAGAGUGGACGCAUCGGUGGGCGUUCAGAACGAUGACAUAACUUGGCUUACACUCGACAAUAUAGAAGAAUGCAAUAAUAAAGAUAUCAUUGAAUUACCAGAUCUUGUCGGAAGUGGUCAUAGUGUUGGAGGAGUGGUUAGUUCAGAAGUUGGUACCUGUAGUGGCAGUGAAAUGUGUGGCACUUCGCCUCCUAUUCAAUUGCAACGUAUAGUCUCUCGUUGUAAAUGUCAGUUCUUUUAUGCCUCUUAUGGAGAGAAUGUAGAUCCAAAUGAGUACGAAGAUGUUCCUCCUCUACCUCAAGACAAUGAUUUGCUUCUAUUAGAACCCUGGGAUAGGGAGAUAACUGUCGAUACAUUUACGUUGACUCACCACGACUUAGAGAUUAGUACUAAUUCGCAGCAGUUCUCAAUGAUUAUGGAUUUAGUUAACAAUCUAUUACUUUAUGUUGAGCCGCACCAGAAGGAACUCUUUGAAAAACAACAAAAUAUUAGAUUUGGAAUGCAAUUGAGUUCUAUUGAAGACCAGAGAGAACCCAUUUCACAAUUACAAGACAAAGUCAGAUCACUUGUGGCUAAAAUUAAAAUUAUAGAGAAAGAAAGUUAUACCAUACAUAAGGCACUUGUAGAAGAACAUGGAUCAGGUUCUCAGUUGGAACUUAAACUUAUAGCAGACGCCCAACAAAUUGAGUUUGAAUUGGAUGAAUGCAAAGAGGAACUGAAUAUUUCAUCCGAAGACUUGACUAUUAUGAUUAACUGUUUCAAAGAGGCACAGCUAAGUGCGUCCAAAACUAAAGAGCGACAAACGGCCGCACAGGAGACGGGAGGCAUAAUCAUUGCUAAUGUCAUUCGCAGAAAUGAAGUUUGCUUUAAACACGCAGUUUGGCGACUAACCGACGCCGACGGACAGUUAGGUUUAGCAGAUCUCGUUCUCAGCAAUUUCUUGUACACUAAAGUCAGCAAAAAUGAUGAUUCAGUUGAACACUCAUUUGAAUUGGGAUACAUUCACUGCUCUAAUCUUUUACCAAAUCAAGUCUAUAAAGAUGUCAUAGAAUUGACUGAAUUGCAACCAAAUAUACCACUUGAUAGACAAAUCGCAUUAAGAGUUUUCUGUAGAGAAAGAGCACCCGUUGGAGGCAUUUCAGUCAAAGAGCAUCUGGAGGUUAAUGUUAUACCUUUAACUUUGGGUUUAACCUAUGCUUUCUUCAAAAAUAUGCUUAAAUUUUUUUUUCCGAAUCCAACAAAUUCUGAGACAACACAUCCAGAGGCUAAUGAAGACAAUGAAUCGCAGACUAAAAGUAAUAAAAAGAAAAAUAAUUUGAAAAGAGAUGAAAGCACUCAAAGUAUGUCAAGCAAUGGCACCAAUUCGACAAUUACCUCAAGUGUUGGAAAAUCUUUAAGUAUACAGUCAGCGACAUCUUCGACACUUCAGAUGACUAAAGAUAAUGAGAGACACAUAGAAAAAAUGAGAGAAAGGGCUCAAAAGAACCAGACAUUCGUCUACAUUAAGAUACCAGAAGUUCCCAUUAGAGUGAGCUAUAAGGGGAAUAAAGGCAAGAAUUUAGAAGACUUGCAUAACGUAUCAAUUAUUUUGCCGACAAUGGAGUACCACAACCGGACCUGGACUUGGCUCGACUUAUUGAUGGCACUCAAGAAUGACUCCAAACGUAUUCUUCUAUCACAAGCUCUUAAACACAAAUUCCAUAUUUCAGGAAAAGGAAAGUCAAUUACAACCGAAUUAGACCCGAAUAAGAGUUCGCAACAGUCGGACAAACCCGAAGAGGACGAGGAUAAGGCUCGUAUGCUAUUAGGGAAUAUAGCCGUUCCUAACACUCAUAAAACCAAAUCCAACAAACUUUCAAUUUUUAAGAAAUAAUUUACUAAAACACAAUGUAUAACACUAUUAUUAUUUAAUAGAUUACUUUAUA